Penicillium griseofulvum is the source of this 963-nucleotide messenger RNA. RefSeq names its product fungal specific transcription factor domain-containing protein. Bases 1 to 963 code for a protein of 320 amino acids. The record is from RefSeq and is a predicted model, not a curated record. Gene Ontology annotation, cellular component: nucleus. NCBI's taxonomy places the organism in Eukaryota, Fungi, Ascomycota, Eurotiomycetes, Eurotiales, Aspergillaceae. The transcript has 3 exons. Gene Ontology annotation, molecular function: DNA-binding transcription factor activity, RNA polymerase II-specific; RNA polymerase II cis-regulatory region sequence-specific DNA binding; zinc ion binding. Gene Ontology annotation, biological process: positive regulation of transcription from RNA polymerase II promoter by galactose; DNA-templated transcription.
AUGUCCCGGCAUGUCUCGAAUGUCGAGCUCGCAAAGCCAAGACACCUCACGGCGGUAGAGAACCGCCUUCAAUUACUUGAAUCUACACUUCGAAGAUUGUUCCCAACCGGCGAGAUUGAUGCCAUCACCCGUUCCUUGCUCACUGAUGAGGUGCCAACAGAUCAGGCUCCUUCCACUUCGGAUGGCCCCAUCAGCCAAGUCUCUGUCGAUGACCCACUGCCAUCAGACCCUAUGAUUUGGGAUGAUGUGCCCCCCAAUAACUCUUCGCCAUGGGAGACAGAGACAAAUAUUCCUACGGGCGCUGAACUGCAAGAUACAAACCCAUCAUUCAACUCACUCUUGACUGAUCCAACUCACACACCUGAGUUACUCGGAACUAGCGACGAAGAAAGCGAGUUUCUAGCGAAUUACUUUUUGCAUUAUCAUACCCUUUACCCGAUUCUGCACGAGGACACGUUUAGAUUGGAGUACAAAGGCCAAAUCAAAGCGUCACCUCACUGGCAGAUCUUGGCAAAUAUAGUCUUGGCCAUUGGAGCAUGGCUGACUGUCCAUGCUCGAGAUGGUUUGGACAAUAAGUAUUUUGCCAAGGCACAAAAUAUGGUCCAAAAUGUUCACUUCACAGAGAAAGGCGACAUCACACUCGUGCAAAGCUUGGUCCUACUUGGGGAAUUUUCAAAAAAGCAGGCAAGCCCUGAACAGAGUGGACAUUACAUAGGAACUGCCGUUCGAAUGGCAGUUUUCCUCAGCCUGCACCUUGAGCCCAUAUCACCUUAUUUAAACGAACUGGAUAAGGAAAUCCGCAGGAGAGUGUGGUGGAGUGUUUACUGUGCCGAGAGUUGCUCCGCGAAAAUCUACGGCCGGCCACUGUUACUGCCAGAGGAGAUGCUCAUUACUGUUGAGCCAGUCUCAAAUAUCCACGAGAGCGUUAGUCGGCCUAUCCCUUCCUUGCUACUUAUAUGCUGA